AUGCCUAGCUUCGCCAACUCCUUUUGGUCAAGCGAUUAUGCCGCAGGACUCGGCGUCUUGUUUGGCAAGCUUCAUCAAGGUGUCAUGGAGAAUCGCCAGAUCCUUACUAUUGCCCGCUUACGCGCCGAGGCGGAGGACACCUACGGCCAGCGCCUCGGCGACAUCGCACCCUCGGCCGACAAGAUUGCUGGUGGCUUCUCUCGAGAUGACGGUGCCACCGUCCGCAAGGCAUACGACGGCAUGCGGGGCGAGAUGCAAGAUGCAGCCCGAAGUCAUCAACGCAUUGCCCAGAGCAUUCGUGAUCUCGUCGUCAAUCCAUUUGCCCGUUGGUGCGAUGCCCACGAGACCCGCAUACAAGAGUCGCAAGAUGAGCUGCAGAGCCGCAUCAAAUCCCACGAUCGGCAGGCCGACGCCGUCCGCAAGCUUCGAUCCAACUACUUCAACAAAUGCCGUCUUGUCGAGGAUCUUGAGGAGGAGAACAAGCUCGCCUUCCAGGAACCAGAGAUCAGCCCGAAGCAGACCGCCAAUCACCAUGCGAUUCCCGAGAUCAAGGUGCAGACGCAGAAGGAGGAGGAACACGACGAUGAGACGGUCUAUGAGAUUGGUGACGAAACCUACUUACCCGAUCAGCUCAAGAACAUCAUCGGCCAGAUGCUCACGAAGAUCAAGAUGGGCGAAACGAAGGUACCCAUACUUGGCACCUACUACAAUACCUCGUCCGGUUCCGACAUUGUCGAAUAUAUCCAGCGAAACAUGGCCGCCACAAGCGUGAGCUAUGCCGAGCGAAUCGGCCAAGAUCUCGUCUCCAACGGCUUUCUGCGCCUCGUUGGAAACGUCGGUAGCACGUUCGCCAACAGCUCUAGGAUGUUCUAUCAAUGGCGCCCCAAGUCCUUCAAGCUUGCUGGCAUGGUCGACAAGAAGCACGCGAGCAACCGAGCGUUCUCGCUUCCUGUCAACGGCUCGGAUGAGUCACCCGUCGUCGGCACCGUCAGUGAAUACCUCGCCAACUGGAGCGUCCUCAACAAUGCGCACCCCAACGAAACGCCCACCCAGCGCCUGCAACGAGAGUCGACUGAGGCUGACGACAAGUACAAGGCCGCAGUCCAGAAGCUGGAUCGCCUGCGCUGCGACCUGGAGGAAGCCAUCUUCCUGCAUCUCAAGUUCCUUCAGCGUUGCGAGCUCGACCGUCUCAAGGCCAUCAAGACUGUCAUCCUCGACUUCUCCGGCACCAUUGGCAACGUCAUCCCCAGCUUGCAAUCUACGGUUGACAAGAUGGUCCUGUUCCAGGAAACCGUCCAGCCGGAGGGUGACCUCCGAUACCUGCUCGAAAACUAUCGUACCGGCAGCUUCGUACCCAAGGUUGUCGUCUACGAAAACUACUACAACAGGGUUGACGACCAAACAUUCGGUAUCGACCUUGAGGCAAGAGCGAGAGCAGACAAAAAGCGCGUUCCCGCGAUCAUCACCUCCCUCUUGACUUAUCUCGACCACCACUACCCCGAUUUAGAAGGCGACGAAGCCCGACGUGGUGUUUGGCUUGUGGACGUUCCCCUUUCCCAGGUCCAUAAGCUGCGCGACAAAAUCAAUGACGCAAAGGCCCUGUCGCAGGAGGCUCUAAGCGAAUUUGACAUCCCAACGGUUGCAAACGUGUUAAAACUAUACCUCUUGGAACUUCCAGAUUCUCUCGUCAGCUCUCAAGUGUACGAGAUCAUUAGGACAAUCUACACAACACCUUCAGCGGAUGCCACCGAGGCGUCCCGCGUUGCGGUGCUGCAGCAAACGCUCUCGCAACUCCGACUAGCCAAUAUCGCAACCUUGGACGCUUGCAUGAAUCAUUUCACUCGGCUGAUCGACCUGACAUCGGCAGAUGACGAGUAUGUCGCCGCUCUCGCCACCUCCUUGGCCCCCUGCGUUCUACGACCCCGGACAGAAACCUCUCUCACUCUGGAGGAGAAGCACGCUACGAGGCUUGUCCGUGAUCUUUUUGCCCACAAGGAGGCUAUAUUCAGCGAGCUGAAGCGCAUGUCGACGCUGAACCACUCCUCAUCAAUUGGAAACAAUCGUCCUCGCGCCGUAAGCACGGACGAGAGCAACCGGAAGGCGCUCGUAGAAGAGCGGCAUAGGGCUCUGGUUGAGAAGGCCAGCGCAUCGCGGGGUCGAGGAACGAGCCCUGCGCCAAGCCCUCGUGGGCACCGUCGCGACAGGAGCAGCGGCGGGCCGGAAACCCGGUUCCCCAUCCAAACGAGCCCGACGACAGAUCGCCAACGAGUCAUUGGCAAUAUUGACGGCCGCAUGAAGCGUUCAUCGCUGGAUGUUCCCGCCGCCGAAGGCAUCGCCAACGCCGAUGGCGCCGUGAACGGGUCAGCACAACCUCCCAAGAUGUCGGACAGCGAUUCUAGCUCUGAUCGGCGUGAUAGCGGCGGCCGCGUCGGCACCGGCACUAAGUUUGUCGGCGGCAGACGCGUCCCUGCUUCGCCGCCUCAUGAGACUACUCACCGCGGCGUGACACUCGAGGACAAGCCCAUGGACGACUAG
Molecule: messenger RNA, 2535 nt
Organism: Drechmeria coniospora
Lineage: Eukaryota; Fungi; Ascomycota; Sordariomycetes; Hypocreales; Ophiocordycipitaceae
Product: Rho-GTPase-activating protein 8
Exons: 4
Coding region: 1-2535 (844 amino acids)
Biological process (GO): cytoskeleton organization; small GTPase-mediated signal transduction
Cellular component (GO): division septum; cell division site; cytoplasm
Molecular function (GO): GTPase activator activity
Source: RefSeq, a predicted model, not a curated record